AUGCGGGAUCUUGCGAUUCACGUGUGUUGGAUCGGUAGCCAUUUGAUUAGGACCCUCUUUGAUCAGAAUCAUCAUCAGCAAUUGUACGAUAGCCUGUCCACUGAAGUGAAGGUGUUGCAGGCUGAGCUCCAUCGUGCCCAUCGGUUGAUCGAAGGGUACAAUUCAUUGCUGGUGCGGGACGAGCCCGGGGACAGCCGGUCCAGUCCGGCCAUCUUCACUGGGGAAAGGAAAGCGGAAGUAGAGGUUACUGCUGUGUCGUCUGGGGCCCGGCAGGUGGGCAGAAGAAGUUUGUUCCCAGCACACUUGGUGGCAUCGGUGUAUGCCUUUGAUCCAAUUUCUCGGGCAGACUUGCAGAGGCUGAAGCGUCAAGCCAGUACCAUGGCCAUAGUGAUUGGUGAUCGAGACCCCGAAGACAUCCAAGCACAGACCUGGGUUUACUCUGACACAUCCUCUCCCAGGCUUGGCACCCCUGUUCCUUUGGAGCUUCUGGAGGACGCUGUGACUCUUGGCAGUAAGGGUGUCGUAGAAGUAGAUGGUGAGACAGAGUGGAUGGAAGAGGUUCCAGACGUGGACUUGAAAGACUACGCUGAAAAGCGCAAGGGAUUCCUUGGAGACUCCAGAGUGAUUGGCAAGCAUGUUGAUGCGCAGAACAAACGCUUCAUCACUCUAGCUGAUGCCAUGACUAUCAUGACGCAGGUGGAGUUGAGUGACUGGGGGUUCAAAGGGCCACGAUCUGUUGCCGAAUAUCUCACAUCCAUCCGGGAAAGUGGAGUUGAUUUGCCAUCUUAUCAUUUGCAAUGGGUUAAGACCUCUGGUGUUAAUCCAAAGACAUCUCUGGUGCAUGAACAUCGCAACUUGGUGGAGAUCCUUCGAUUGGCCAUUUGCCGUGACCAGUUGAAUCCUAUGAAUUGCAUGAGCUUCGAGUUGGUUACAAGACGAUUGAUUCAGCUCGAGAUCGCCGUGAGUCGUUCCCCAUCCAAUCCGGAGUUUGUGGGACUGGAUGUUCUCAUGGAGAACCCCAUCGAAGAGUCUGGGGCGGCUUCUAUGAAGGCUAUGGACACCUGGCUCACUGAUCAGCUCAAAGCUCGUGCGCAGAUUCAGAAACAGUCGAGGCUGUACCGGGAGGAGAUGAGCCACCACCAGAAACACAAGGGCUAUGGCAAUGAAGAUGGAUCGUCGUGGAAGAAGAAGGGCAAGGGCAAAGCAAAGGCCAAAAGUGGCGCUAGCUCAAGUGGAGCCGGACCUUUGACAAGCAGGCAGCCGUGGGCACAAUAUCGUGCGCAUGGUGACCCACUACCACUUGGGCCGGAUUGGAUUGCCUCUGGUGCGGAACAACUGGAAGUGCCUUUUCCACAGCGAGGUGCAUGGACAGCUCAAGCUUUGAACACCCUCGCUUUGCAUGAUUCAAAUUCAAAUUUUGAUACCAUUCUCCGUGAUAUACCUCCGACUGAAACUCAGAAGCAAGUGGCUGACCGCAUCUGGAAAUGUCUAGAGGAAGCGGAAGAGCCACCGGCAGGCCUUGAUGGGCCGGCUGCUCUUGCUAGUUUGUCGGAUGGGAAGUGCCUCUACAAUGAGGAGCCGAGCAACUUAGCAAACUAUGACUAUGACAAGCUGAAAGUGCUCCACACCACCUUGAAGCCGCGUCGGCUUGCAGAGGUGUUGCCACAACAUGCCAGAAGUGCCUUGCAGAGGUACCAGACCCUCAUUGAGAAAAGUGCUAGUGAACUCAGUGCUGAGGAACCUUGCUCGAUCAAACCGUACUGGGAUCCAAAGCUUAGAAGCUCUGACUCAGCCUUGACUCGAUUGAUUGUUGGUCUAGCAAAUCAAGGGUUGGUGACUUUUCGCACAGCUAUCAAGGAACGGAUUGGCAUCUUUUCCGUGAAGAAAAAGACACCAGAUUGGAUCAGGCUGAUUAUCGACAAUCGGAUGAUUUGGUGGUAUAUCCUGUUUUUAGAGGGCUUUGCAUGGGCUGGAGUUGGUCUUUGUAUUUUGCCAAUGAGAGUGUCAAAUUAUAUUGCCAAUGGUAUGGUGGACCGUCCUCUUCGCGAGAUUCGAGAUAAGACCCCACUGCCUGACAUUUCAUUGGGCCCUGUGACAGGAGUCUAUGUGGACAAUAUCAGCAUCAUUGGGUGCGACGCAGAACAAGUUCAAGAAGUGGCAGACCGAGUCGCAGCGCACUUUGCGGCAGCGGACAUCCCCCUGACUUGGACGACUGAGAAACCCCAAAGUGUUUUUGAAACUGUUGGUCUUAUUUUGGAUUUCAAACAGCGAACCAUUAGGAACAAACCAAAAAGACUAUGGAAGGCUUUUCUUGCGGGGCGGGAGUUGUUGAAGAGACGGCGAGUUUCGGGCAAGUUGGUGGAGAUCUGGCUGGGGCAUAUGACAUCUUUGUUCAUGAUCACUCCGUGUAGUCGAGCAGAAGUCAUCCGAGCUUUGGACGAGCUGGAGAGCGACUGGUCUGAGAUUCAUCAGAGGCCACAGGAGGUCCGGGCGGUGGUGCCGUUUGGCGCGGGUUUGAAGACCCGUUAUGCGGAUUGGUUGAUUGAAGCUGCUAGUGAUGAGAGCUCAUGGUUGCGGACUAGUUCAAUCCGAACACAACUGAAAGCGAAACCUAGAAAGAAACUGGAGAUGGAGACACCAACCAUGGUCAUGCCUAUACCUGAUACUUUAUGUCGUAGGGAGCGAUAUAGCUUGUUGUGGCGAAAGAGAUGGAACAAUUCACACAGACAUAUCAAUGAGAAAGAAGCACAGGUGUGUCUCUCUUCCUUGCGACGCACAGCUCGCGUGAAGAAACUACAUGGCAAAGUCAAGGUGACUCUGACAGAUAACUUGUCAUGUUUGUGCGCUUUGGAGAGGGGCAGAGCGAGUUCCUAUGGACUGAACAAGAUUUGUAGGACAGCCUGUGCUUACCAGUUGAGUUGUGGCAUUAGAUGGCGGUUGCGUCAUGUGGAGACAAUGCGGAAUCCAGCAGAUGAGGAUUCACGUUUUCAUGAAAACAAACAGAAGCCUAGCAAACUUAUUUUGAACAACAAAACUCAGCAUGUGAAUACAGUUGGGGGCAGUGUUGAAGUGCCGGGAGGUGAACAUGGUGAGGAGGCUUUGAGGGUCUCCGCGCAUGAUAGCGAAUGUACUCCAUCCCGACCUUCCAAACCCCCUGUCAGGCAGAGCAAGAUCCGCGGUGGUGCCUUCCUGGAGAUUUUUGCUGGAACUGCCCGGCUAAGCGACGAGAUGCGGCGACAACGGUCCCUCUUCCAGCAGUUCUCCAAAGUCCAACCGGAGGGGUUGGAAGCCAUCAUCUUUGGCCAGCACACCAAUGAAGAAGCAGUCCGGCGGAAAAGUCCUUCCAUUGACAGUCUACAAAAGACCCGUCAUCCGGAAGAAAUUUUAGCACGUGGGAGAUGGCGCUCUAUGAAGUCCAUUCAGAGGUAUCAAAAGCCUGGGCAAAUGCUUGCUAGCAUGAACCGAAUUGGUGAUGAAAUUUGGCUCCAAGCAAAAGCAGCACUACCCAAGCUCAUGCGGGCACCGGCUCCACCUCCACCAGCAAAACAGGUCUUUGGAAAAAUGCCGGGUGCUCCACGAACUUCCACGCAAUCGCCAGAGAAGAGCUUGCACAUGCACGGUGAGACGACGUUUGUUCCAAAAGGAGCUCGGACGAUGUAUCAAGCCUUCGUUGAGCUCGAAGGUUCUGCCAUGAAGCAGAAUCUACGAACUUCUUUGUGGAAGGACGGCGAGGCAGAUGAGAAGUGCGGGCCCCGCUUCAAGGUCCGCGAGAAACCCCCAGACUUGGCGACGGACUUGAAUGGUGUCCAACUGCCGACGACCUGCUUCGAGGAUGACAGCAAAGGUCUGCAUCACGUCUUUGUCAUCGGCGAUUGGGGUGGAGUCAUUGAUUGGUACGACAAAAGCAAAGGCUUCGUCCAUCCACCCAAAACUGCUGACCACACAACGAAGGCUUUUUCUUCGCACGCACGCAAGAAGGUGAAGAGCUCAGAUGAUUGGGCACAGUACAAUGUCAGCAAAUGGUUCUGCAACAGGGCCGAGGAGUCAGACCCGGACUUCGUCAUCAACUUAGGUGACAACUUCUACUGGGGCGGCUUGAAUGUUCAAUGCGGCGGACCAAUGCAUCAGCCACAAGAUCCUGCUUUUCAGUGGAGCAACGUGUAUGAGAAGAUGUACCAUGGAACUAAGGUGGAUGGAAAGCAAUGGUUGAGCAUCUUGGGAAACCACGACUAUGGCGGCUUUCUCUUUACCAAUGGCUGGGAUCAAGUGAUUGCCUACACCUGGUCCAAAAUGGAAUUUAGCACUGGACGAUGGAUGCAACCUGCAUUGUACUACGCUACCCCUAUCAAGUACAACGAUUUCUCCGUGGACAUUUUCUUUGUUGAUAGCAACGUUUGGGAUGCCUUCGACUAUCACGCCACCAGCGGCCACAACAUUUGCGGAAUGUCGCACAACUACCAGGAUGCAACCUGCGGCAUUACAGGGCCAAUGUCUGUGGAACAGUGUGCACAAUGGUUUAAAGACCUUUGGGAUGCCGAAGUGAAGUGGAUGAAGGAUGGCUUGGGCAAGUCCAGCGCAGAUUGGCAGUUCAUCGCGACCCACUUCCCUGUGGAGCAUGGCCUGGAUCAGUGGAAAGAUCUUGCCACGACCUUCGGAGUGGACCUGAUCCUCAGGGCACAUCGGCAUAUCCAAGAGGUGCACGGACCGGAUGACGAAUCCAACUUGGUGGCGCCCACUGCGUGGAUCGUCAGCGGUGGCGGUGGCGGCAUCACCUCCGAAGCGGAGCCCACGGAGAACGGUGAAGACGAUCAGUAUGGCUUUAUGGACCUGACCUUGUCAAAGCACGAGAUCAAAAUCACGGCCGUUAGUCAUGGAGGUCAGAUCCGACAAACGCGGUGCAUUACGCAGCGAAUGCCCGGAGAUAAGCGGACACAGAGAAUUUCAGGAAGUUCAUUAUGUGACGGAGAGCCAUCUGGUGUUCAACCUCUUCCGACAAAGAUGGCACCAACGGUGUUUCCGAUUCACUACUGA
Messenger RNA from Cladocopium goreaui, 5031 nucleotides. The record is from the annotation of a GenBank genome assembly. NCBI's taxonomy places the organism in Eukaryota, Dinophyceae, Suessiales, Symbiodiniaceae.